GGAAAAACGGAAUGUCCUCAAAGGCAUCACAAACCUCCGCCGGACAGCCUGUCAGUAGUCAGCUCGACUCCGCUUGAUUGCGGCGGCGAUUCCGUCGGCUCACGUUCGAUCGCAACAGCGACGGAAAAGGGAUAUUUCUCCUCCUUGACGCCGGCCCGCACUGAACCGGACGAAGGAGGAAGAUGUCGUCCGCUUACAAAGACGGCGAGGAGGACUGGCUGACGGUGUGUCUCAAGUACCUGCUCUUUGUCUUCAACUCGCUCUUUUGGGUGGGCGGUGCCGGCGUCCUGGGCGUGGGCGUGUGGACGCUGGCGGAGAAGAGCGAGUUCCUGAGCCUGCUGGCGUCCAGCGCGUUCGCCGUGGCCGCCUACAUCCUCAUCCUGGCCGGCGGCCUGGUGGUGCUGACGGGCUUCCUGGGCUGCUGCGCCGUCAUCCGCGAGCAGAGGAGCUGCCUCUCCGCCUAUUUCUUCUGCCUGCUGCUGAUCUUUCUCAUUGAACUGGUGGCCGGCGUUCUGGCUUACGUCUACUACCAGAGGCUGAGCGAGGAGCUGAAGCAGCAUCUCAAACAGACCAUGACGGACAACUACGCCCAGCCGGGGAAGGAGGCCAUCACCUUGGCGGUGGACAAACUUCAGCAGAAUUUCAAGUGCUGCGGCAGCGACAGCUACCAAGACUGGACGAGCAGCGUGUUCAUCGCGUCGGAGCGCGCCGACGGCCGACUGGUGCCCGACAGCUGCUGUAAGUCGGUCACCCCCGACUGCGGCGUGCGGGACCACCCGUCCAACAUCUACAACGUGGAGGGGGGCUGCAUCGCCAAGCUGGAGCAGUUCCUGGCGGACCACCUGCUGGUCAUCGGGGCCGUGGGCGUCGGAGUGGCCUGUCUGCAGAUCUGUGGGAUGGUGCUCACCUGCUGCUUGUUCAGGAGGAUCAAGAUGGAGCCUUACUGAUUGACGCACUCCACGUCACCUGUGCUCCACAUUCUGGCUUUUUAUUCUGAUUAUUUUUUGUCUUGUCGUUUUGUGUUUGAACAACGGAGGCCUCCUGGCGCACGUUUUGCCUUUUAGCUUCAUUUUUCGACGAACUGAAGGUUAUUUUCGCAUCACGCUUCAGUGGCGGUAAAAUGUCUUCUGCUCGCGUUUGUGCUAGUCAAUUAUGAGCGUACCAAAAAGAAAAUGGCGCAGAAACUAUAUAACGUAUGAUAUGCCUGAUAACAUAACCGAAAGGUGAGCUUUGAGUGUAAUGGAGCAUGCAUAAACACAAAGAAACCAGAGUAGCCUUAAUACCUUGCAUUCCGAAUAUUUCAUAUUAGGAGAGCUUCUGUAUAUAAAAAAAAAAAGUAGCCAAAGUACGCAAAAUCGCCUCCUUUUUUUUUUUAUCUUGCAUUAUCAAUCAAAACUGAUUAUUAUUGAAUCUCGUCGGAUGUACAGUAUAUGUUUUUGUAUUUUGGUGCAGUUUUACCGAUUGGUAAAGUAGUAGUUUUUCAGGCAUUUUUUUAAUAUUCGGAACGACCAUUCCUUUUUAAAAAUGAAACAUAACUGGUGCUAAUGUAAGGAAUUCACGUGCCCCAAAUACUUUCUUGGACCAUCCCUCAAAAUUCAAACCAAAUCCAGUUGAAGUGUUGUUUUCGCCACUUGAGGGAGCCAAAUCUCACAUUUGCACACAGUCGGUCGUGCAUUGUCUCAUAUUUGAUUUCUGCUCAAGCUUUGCAAAUGUUUUGAGCUUGCCUUCUGUUUUAUUAUCAUGUAAUUAUGAUCUGAAUUUGCAAUGCCUCAUUCAAACCGCAUUUAGUGUGAUUGUUGGUGUCAUGGAAGCGCGAAAUGAAUUCUUACGUCUACGUCUUGCACGUGAGUCGCUGUCGUCCUCUUUUUACCAAAUGACUCGGCUGUUCUCGUUUCCCCGCCGUCGGUUCUGCGUCGUAGCUCCCAUUUGGGUCGCCACGUUUAACGCGCAAGAAAAAGUGCGUCACGAUGUUCUGAGUCAUGUUGAACAUUUUGUUGCCGGUUCCCCCCUGGGAACGGCUUCUGAAGGGGUCCCGAGAAUUGUUCAGGACAUGGUAGGACUUGAUUUUUAGGAUUACCCCAGAUGUCCACAAAAUAAUGACCCGAAUUUUCAGCGUCGGCCUUGUAAACAUGUUGUGACUCAUUGCGUCUGUGUAACGAUUGUCCAGACAUGCGCACCUGCGUCCAAUAACCCGGCGCCUUCAGCGUUUACGCAUGUGGGAAGACUUGUGGAGGGCGCACAUCUGCGCGGGGUGGGGGUGGGUUUCGAGGGGGUCCGAGGUUUGUUUGGCCACAGUUGAUUAGCCGUGCCUGAAGCCGCGCAGCGUGAUGUAAACACUUCACGGGAAUUUUGAAGUGAGUAAGCCGUUACAGCGUCGGCCCUUUGUCAUGUGUCGGUGAGGAGGGGGGGGGGGGACAAAAAGUUCAUCUUCUGAAGGGAGUUUUUUUUCCCCACUCUCUAGCUGUGGGGAUGUUACAUAAACGUGUUCUUUCCUGACGAGUUUUGACUCGCAGGCACCUCGAAGCGGACAAAUUAUCGACAAUUGCAUCUUGAAUGGCUUGUAUGUAAAUAGUUGGGUCUCCCGAGUGGCUGCCUAUCCGUCGAGUGUGAAAUUAAACAGCGAAAUAAAUCCACGGUGAUCCCCCCCCCAAUCCCACCCCCGAGAAACAGUCUGCAAUCAAGAAAAUGUAUUGAUGAAUGGAUACAAUUCGAUCAGGUUAGUGUCUCCGCGACCUUUGUCAUAACAGCAGUAAACGUGCUUAGUGUUCGUCCUGCAGUAGAAGGGCCGAGGUGGGUAGCGGCUGUAAAGUGUGCUGUAAUUCUUGAUCCUUGAGUUAUUUGAUGCUAGAGAUGUAUUAUUGAAAGACUUGAGAUCUUUAAAGUGUGAAUAAAAAUCCACGACGACGCAUUUCUGUGCUGUCUGAUUGCGAUUCUACCUGCACAUGCCACCAGGGUGAGGGUUAACCCUCCACGCGACCUCACAAGGCCCAAAAGUGCUCGCGAUGAGUGGAAAUUGUCGGAAUUUCUUCAGUGUUUUAAGUAAAGAAGCCCUCAUGAAGUGGCGCACUCGAGCCCACAAGUGUCAAAAGUGAGGCUCGCCCGAGAGCCCCUCCGCGACGUCGCGAGGCGCCGCCGUUCAUCUCGGCUUCUCGCCCAAUCCCCUUACACGGGACCACCUUUUACGUCCGCCGUUAAAUGCCCGCCAAGCCGCGCGCAUAACGUGCAGCGUUUGACUUGAAACGGGACCAAAGAGUGGCCGCUCGGGGUCCCGCGGAGCCGGGAGGGAUUCCGUGGGAGAGGGGCGGAAGCACACAAAGUGUUUCAAGACAACCACCAUGAUGGCGACAUUGAUUGAUAGCAAACAGAUGACGCGGUGCUCAGAAGGCAAAGCUGUGAUGGCGAAGCAGGCGGGGAACACGCCGGUGGCCACGCCCCCUGCAGAACAACGACAAACGUUGUCUUAUCAUGCCGCAUAGAUACUGAAAUCAGCUUUUGUCCGUCGGAAAUUCUGCAUCCGCGCGUGAUAGGAGGCUCGUGAACUUUUGCACACUGGAUGAAUUCGUUAAAGCGGCCAAAACAAAGUUCAGGCGGACGUCGCGGGGGAGGUAUCAAAGAAAAAGCAGCGGGCAAGAUAGCUGAAAUUAAUCGCACUGUGAUGACCUUGUACAGCAAAACAGGAAAGGGCCGGGGUCGGGUUUGACGCCGUAAAUAAAAGGACGAACUCACAAUGCAGGGUCAGAAGGCAAAAAUAAAUCCGUCCCAUCUGCAUCAACGCAUUACCGCUAUCCAUUUUUAACAAAACAAGCCGAGUCAAAUGUCUUCAGCCUAACUAUUUCCACUCAUCAUUGGCGAAAAAUACAUCAGCACUUCAAAUCUUGAGGUGGCGCAGAGCGGGGGAAGAGGUUCACUCGGUCGAGAGUGUUCGCAAAACAAUUUUUAAUGCUUUAAAUUUGUU
Syngnathoides biaculeatus (alligator pipefish) is the source of this 3955-nucleotide messenger RNA. It is a transcript of the gene tspan11, whose product is annotated as tetraspanin 11. The record is from RefSeq and is a predicted model, not a curated record. The coding region runs from base 183 to 947 and encodes 254 amino acids. The transcript has 8 exons. Gene Ontology annotation, cellular component: membrane. NCBI's taxonomy places the organism in Eukaryota, Metazoa, Chordata, Actinopteri, Syngnathiformes, Syngnathidae.